UUCCAUUAGAGCGAGAUUAAAUUUAAUUAAAGAAAGACGGAAAGUAGUUUAUGAUUGUCCCGGAAAUUUGGACUACUCCUUUUGACAAUUUACCUCUUCUCCUGGGUAUCAGAUCGGGAAAAACAGCGCCAAAUUCUUUCCGCCGCGCGUUUUCAUCUUAUCUAUCGAUAAAUUUUGCAGGUUGCGAUAGGACGGACGAUCGGCAGACGAAAUCGGGUUAAAUCACUUUCGGUCGACCUUCGGCGUUUACUUUUACUCGUGUUCCGAAUAUUCUCCGCCGUCUCAAACCGGUUUCGUUGGAAAUCGUCGUCGAUCGACGUACGAAAUUCAGUCGGACGUUGACUAUUCGUACGACCGACGGACGGAUCGGAAGCGGAUCGAAAGCCACUCGACCGUCGUCGCGUGGACAGAUCUUCAGACAGGCGGCACCGCCUUCUUUCCUUCGUCGGAAUUAUUUGGCGCGCUCCGCCCCCCCCCCCGGGGGAACGAAGGGCCUGUCCGCCGAUCGGCGUUCGGUCGACGGAUUACUUUCUCGCGCCCGACGUAAUUUCCGUUGAAGACUAGUUAACGAACGAUGCGAGAGGCUAAAACUCCUAAUUUCCCCUCUCGUCGACGUCGGGUAUUAACCCUCGGCCGUCCUAAAUGCGCGCCCGUCGUUAAUUUCAUCAAACAAUUAAACGUCUUAAUCGCUUCGUAAUCGACUCGCCCGCUAUUAAUUUCGUUAAUCGUUCGGUUCGUCCCUUAAUCGAAUCCGAUCUUUCUUACCGUCCGCCGCUUUCUAUCGGCUCGUCCGUCGACUGCCCUAACGAAUUUAUUUCUACGCCUCGUUAAAGUUCUACUCGCGCUCGACUUUCGACCCCCCUCUCGACUCGCGCACCGAUACGUUGGCUACAGUAGUCAGACCGACGUCUCACUUCUCGCCAGAAGCGCGACCAUCAUUUUCAGGUCUUCCCUAACGUAAGAAGAAGUUCCCUUCUUCUUACGUCAACUGCCGGGGAAGCGCUUCCGCUUUUCUCCAAAAUGCAUUUCUUUUAUUUUCCAACCCCGGAGCCUUCUUCGGUCGGGUGCCGCCUGGUUACGCUCCUGUCCGUUUAAAGCUUUACACCCGUCCGGCGAUUGACGCCUUUCUUGCGACUCGUUACCUUCAGGCAUUUUAAACAAAUUUCUGUUCGAUUAUUUUGUCGUCGUCCUGCUGGCGCGCGCGCGACCCGCGCCGCCAGCAGCGUCGCUUCGAGUAUCGGCGCGCGAGACCCGCGCCGACACUCGAAGCGACAACUGUGAGUAACCUAUUCUGCACGAUUGAAAAAUGAAAAUUAUCACCGAACGGUUAAACGGAAGUUUCACGCCCGCGAAAUCCAAUCCAGACGAUGACGAGCUCAACGAUUCCGAGUACGACUACGACGACGACGGGACGGACCCUCUUCGCCUGGCCCGAGUCAAGAUGGAAGAACCCGAUUUGUUGUCUCGAUUCGAGCGGCGAGACCUGGAGGAAAGAGCGGAUCUGGAAAUACGAGCGCGUAACGACCAGAUAUUGAGAGAAGCGGCCUCGUCCAUCCACCGACAGGCGGCCGCAGGCAUGGGCAGCGCGGGAGGCAGCGCGGCUUCCUCGCCUUCCCUCUCGCCCACAGGCUACCUGUUACCCGCGCGAGACCAACAGAGGGCCAACCACCUUCCUCCCGGCUACCCGUCGGCCGCGGGCGCCGCCCUCGCUCCGUCGGCCGCCUCCCUGUGCCUGUCUCCGUCCACCGUCAGAGAUUCGCAGGAUCAUCAGAAAUACACCUACGAAGAACAGUUCAAACAGUUAUACGAGCUUACGGAAGAUCCGAAGAGGAAGGAGUUUUUGGACGAUUUAUUUAACUUCAUGCAACAACGAGGUACUCCUGUCAAUCGAAUACCUAUAAUGGCCAAACAGGUGUUGGAUCUUUACGAACUGUACCGGUUAGUUGUAGCCAGGGGCGGGCUAGUAGAAGUCAUUAACAAAAAGAUCUGGAGGGAGAUUACAAAAGGUCUCAAUUUACCCUCUUCCAUCACCAGUGCAGCCUUUACUUUACGUACACAGUACAUGAAAUAUCUUUAUCCGUACGAAUGUGAAAAAGAGAAAUUAAGCACACCAGAAGAACUGCAGUCAGCCAUUGAUGGAAACAGGAGGGAGAGUAGGCGGUCGAAUUAUGGCCCUUAUCCAGAAAUGGUUAGUAUGCCGAGAAAUUCUCAUCAUCUCUCACCUCUGAGUUUGGUAUCACGACAAGUCAACGGUCACAGUUCAACUCAGGGCAUUAACUCUUCUGGUGAAGAAGACAAUUGCAGCAUCCCUUCGACACCUACCCAUAUAACGAUGCCUCAGCAAGAAGCACUAAAUUUAGAGGUGCCGAGGAACAUAGAUCAGAGUAGUAAAUCAAUAGACACAACAUCGAGGAAAUCUGUAGAAGAAAGUUCUCCUCCCCCUAAACGUUUUUUGUCAGACGAAGAGCGGCUUCUCAAUCAAGCCGGUGUACCCAGCGCUCAUAUAAAAAUUUCCAGUCGAGGCGACGGCCGAUCUCAAAUAGAUAGUUCUUUGGUGGUCAGUAUGGAAAUCAAUGGCAUUAUGUAUCAAGGUGUAUUGUUUGCUCAGUCCCACAGAAAUCGCAUAGCGUGAACUGUCCAGUGUUUCUACAAUAUACACCACUAGUGCCUUGUCUCCGUAGGAGACCGUAAAGAGCCAAGCUGACAAGAACAAAGUCCUUCUCAAGCCAUCAAAUACUGUAAAUUUACAUCAUGCAGGCAAUCAAUAGGAUCUCAAGAUCUGAUGGACAAUGUGUUAAAAACAUGGAACUGCUCUUUAAAAGUUAUAUGCUAAUAUGAUAUAUCAGGAUGGUGUUCUAAAUAUUUGUGUCAAUUGGAAUUGUUGAAAUGCUUGAAACGCACGAGCUUAACCUUCAAGGCUCUUCAGAUUACAUCUGAAGUUAAGUAGAGGACAUCGGCAAGAACGAAAACAGAGACUACGCCACGUCUUCUAUUUUAAAAACUCCAUCAGCUUUUAAGACCAGUAUUCAAUUUUAUUUAGCUCAAAAUCUUAAUAUUAUUUUAACAAAAAAAAUAAUUCAUCGAACGAUUGUUGAGAAUUUUUUCUCUUAUCUCUUUUAAUAUUUGCAACUAACCUCCAGACUAACUUUACCCACCGUUGCAACUAAUUUUAAAAUUGUGUUCAAACUUACAUUCCUGCAAGAACCAAUAUGGUUGAUAAAAAAUGGAUUUUAACGAGGAUUUUUCAUCGUAUUUUCCGAACGAAUUCGAAUGAAAGCAAAUUCAAUACAACAAAGUUGGCAUCUGUCCUUCAUAAUCUACUGGUAUUAUCGAUGAUCUUUUGUAGAUACAUAACUGUCAUAGUAUUACAGUCUAUAUACCAGUAGUAACUCAAACAUUGUUUAAAUAUUUUUGCAGGUGAAGACGUCAGACUCUUGUACAGAAUUAUGGGAUUUGCCUCUCAUUAUUUUAAAAUAUUGCUUUUCCUAUUAUUUUCAUCGUGUUCAGACAAGUUUUGUUUGU
Messenger RNA from Centruroides sculpturatus (bark scorpion), 3522 nucleotides. RefSeq names its product AT-rich interactive domain-containing protein 3A-like. Gene Ontology annotation, biological process: regulation of transcription by RNA polymerase II. Bases 1307 to 2632 code for a protein of 441 amino acids. Gene Ontology annotation, cellular component: nucleus. The record is from RefSeq and is a predicted model, not a curated record. Gene Ontology annotation, molecular function: DNA binding. NCBI's taxonomy places the organism in Eukaryota, Metazoa, Arthropoda, Arachnida, Scorpiones, Buthidae. The transcript has 7 exons.